AUGGCCAAUUUUGAGGAAAUGGCAAUGUUGUUUGCUGUUAAUAACGUCGAAGAACAUCAAAAUAAUUUCAAUAAUGCGCAUCAUGAAAGACAAACACGAAAUAAGGAAAUGAUUACGGAUCCAUUUAAAUUAACCGAUCGGUUAUUCAUAAAAAACUUUCGACUCACUAAAGACGUUGUAAAAGAUUUAAUUAUACUAUUAAGUCCCCAUUUAUCAAAUUCUUUCCGUUCAUCUGCGAUUGAUCUGAAUACUAAAAUUUUUGUAACUUUAAAUUUUUUGGCUACGGGCUCUUACCAAUCGCCUAUUGGUAACAGUAGAUUUAUGGGUCUAUCCCAACCUUCUGUAUCCCGCUGUAUCAGUGAAGUUGUGACUGCAUUAAACCUGCCCGAAAUAUUUAAUGCUUGGGUUAAGUUUCCAAAAAAUAUAAAUGAACUCAAUGAUAUCCGUAAUGGUUUCUACAGGAAUACUGGAUUUCCUGGUGUUGUUGGGUGUAUUGAUUGUACACAUGUGGCAAUCACACCCCCUUCAACAAAUUUAAAUUUAAAUGAAAAUCAACAUCCCGAAUACAUAUAUGUUAACCGUAAGGGAUAUCAUUCAAUCAAUGUCCAAUUGAUUUGUGAUUCAAAUUUAAAAAUAUUGAAUGUCAACGCUUUAUUCCCUGGAAAUACUCACGAUACACAUGUGUGGAAUAACAAAAAUUAUAAUAGAAGACAAAUGUCAACUAGGAGUAUAAUUGAACGCUGUAAUGGAGUGCUAAAAAUGCGAUUUAGGUGCUUAUUAAGAGAUAGGACACUGCAUUAUAAGCCCGAAAAAGCAUCUUCCAUUAUAAAUGCAUGUGUAGUACUGCACAAUAUGUGUAUCACAAAUAAUGUUCCUAUGCCUGAUGAUCCUAAUAUUGAAGAUCUUGAUAAUUUGGGUAUGGUGGAAGAUCAAGACUUCUUGGCUGAUUUUAACCGAAACAUAGAUUUAACACUGGGAAGACAACAGAGAAAUAGAGUAAUCAGAUAUUUAUCACAUAGAAAUGUUAUAUAA
Molecule: messenger RNA, 1032 nt
Organism: Macrosiphum euphorbiae (potato aphid)
Lineage: Eukaryota; Metazoa; Arthropoda; Insecta; Hemiptera; Aphididae
Source: the annotation of a GenBank genome assembly